AUUUCAAAUCCUCGGUUAAAUUAUAUAUUCGCUAUAACAAAAUCCUGACAGCGCUUCCAAUUUUUACUGCGUGGCGAUUUUGACGUCAAAACUUGGCGAGUGUCGAAUACGCGUCAGAAAACCUGACUAUUAUUGGCAUUUUUCCAGCGUUAUUAUUUUGCAGAUAUAUAUAUAUACGUAUAAACUUAUUACGUACACUAGUAAGUGCAGAGGAAGAAGAGUAUUAACCAUGUUUCUGUUGACUUUCCAAAUUCUUUUAAGUUUGCUUAUUAUAUCUCUUCUAGUGAUAUAUUUACUAGGAAAGAAAUGGAGAAACAGAAGAAAACAGCAGAAAAAUUAUUCGUCCUCGUCUGCAUUUACAGACAUUAAUCUGUCCGAAAAUAAAGGCAACGCCCAGAAGUUAAAAAUGAAUCUUCCGUCCGUGUCCAUUUUACCAGUUUUGUUAAACAUUCUAUUUUCUCAACGUGACCAGCAAUACCACAAUUCAUUCAUCGGGAUACAUGCUAUAAAUUUAUUGACUGGACUCUCUACGCUAUUUCCAAACGAGAAAGUUGCCUGUCUCAACACAUUUGGAUAUAAAUUAAUGUUUUUCUUUCAUCCAGAAUCUGCAAAGGAAGUGUUAAAAGGCAAUAGUUUAAUUAAUAAGGAUUCUACAUAUGAUUUCUUCAAGCCACUUCUCGGAGAAAAUAGUAUUCUGUACAGUUCUGGUGAUAAUUGGAGAAGAAGAAGAAAAUAUUUAGCUCCACAUUUUCAUCUUUGGAAUGUGAAAGAUGAUCAAAAUGUAUUUAUGGAGCAUUCAAACGUCUUAGUGGAAAAACUCAAACAAUUGCAAAAGAAUGAAAUAUUCGAUAUUCUGGAAUGGAUGAAAUAUUGCACUCUCGAUAUAAUUGCAGACAUAGCAGUAGGAGUUUCUCUACAUUCUCAGACUACAGACGAUCAAGAAUAUGUGUCCGCAAUGCACAGUUUCCACGAUGAACAGUACGGAAGUGCUGAACUUUCAAUAAUUCCUUAG
This is a messenger RNA of Centruroides sculpturatus (bark scorpion), 1012 nucleotides long. RefSeq names its product probable cytochrome P450 4s3. The transcript is spliced from 7 exons. The coding region runs from base 230 to 1012 and encodes 260 amino acids. The record is from RefSeq and is a predicted model, not a curated record. NCBI's taxonomy places the organism in Eukaryota, Metazoa, Arthropoda, Arachnida, Scorpiones, Buthidae. Gene Ontology annotation, molecular function: heme binding; monooxygenase activity; oxidoreductase activity, acting on paired donors, with incorporation or reduction of molecular oxygen.